AUGGGAGCGCUCGAGGAGGCCUACCUCGCGGCCGCCGCGUGCGCGUGCGAGGAGGAGGAAAGCGACGACCUCGGCCUGCUCGCAGGGGACGCCGCAGCGGCGGGCGACGCCAUCGAGCCGGCGGUGCGCGCGCUGCUGCUGGGGCUCGGCGAGGACGACUGCCGCGAGGGCCUGCGUCGGACGCCCAAGCGCGUCGCCAAGGCCUUCCGCGACGGCACCCGAGGUUACAGGCAAAAAGUAAAGGACAUUGUGCAGGGUGCUCUGUUUCCAGAGGUUGGUGUGGACAAAAGGACUGGGUCUGCUGGUGGAACUGGCGGGCAAGUAGUUGUUCGAGAUAUUGAACUUUUCUCAUACUGUGAAUCAUGCUUGCUUCCAUUCAGCAUACAGUGCCAUGUUGGGUAUGUUCCCUCAGGUGGAAGGGUUGUUGGGUUAAGCAAGCUUUCCAGAGUAUCUGAUGUCUUUGCCAAGAGAUUGCAAAACCCUCAAAGACUAGCUAAUGAAGUCUGUGGUGCACUGCAUGCUAGCAUUCAACCUGCUGGUGUGGCUGUUGCUCUGCAGUGCUGGCACAUUCCUUUGCCAGAAAACCUGGAAUGCAAGACUUUGCAAGGCUGGAUUAGAACUUCACAUUCAUCUCGCUCUGGAGUUUUUGAGGGUGAAAGCAGCACUUUCUGGAGUGACUUCCUGGCUCUUCUUAAGCUUAGGGGCAUAGACAUGGAGGCUGAGGACGAUUCUGUCUCUAUUCCUUGGUGCCCCUUAAGGUCUCAUGAGGUUCCACUCUCUAAUGGGCUCUGCAAGAAAAGAUCAACUAAUGGCAUGGUUUCUGCAGUAACCUCAAUGCUCUUAUCACUUGGAGAGGACCCCCUCAGGAAAGAGCUUUUAGGCACUCCUCAGCGUUAUGUGCAGUGGCUGAUGAAGUUCAGAGCAUGUAAUCUACUAGACGUGAAGCUGAAUGGCUUUACACUUAGUAAUGUUAGCUUAUAUGAUAGAACAGGUGGAGGCACAGCUGAUCAUGGAGCAAUCCGAUCUGAGCUGCAUUUGCCAUUUUGUGCUCAAUGUGAGCACCAUCUUCUGCCCUUCUAUGGAGUAGUUCACAUUGGGUACUUUGACAAUGGAAGCAGAGAAGGCAUUGAUCGGUCACAUUUUCAGGCAUUGGUUCAUUUCUAUGGGUGCAAGCUUCAGGUUCAAGAAAGGAUGACAAGGCAGAUAGCUGAAGCGGUUUAUUCGGUUUCACACAAUGGGGCCAUGGUCGUUGUUGAGGCCAACCACAUUUGCAUGAUCUCAAGGGGGAUAGAGAAAAUAAGGAGUAACACGGCAACAAUUGCAGUUUUGGGCCAGUUUUUGACUGACCCUUGUGCCAAGGCAUGCUUCUUACAGAAUGUUUUAGAUACAGCUGGUUCUGCGAUAUGA
Miscanthus lutarioriparius is the source of this 1407-nucleotide messenger RNA. Lineage: Eukaryota; Viridiplantae; Streptophyta; Magnoliopsida; Poales; Poaceae. The record is from the annotation of a GenBank genome assembly.